This is a messenger RNA of Fragaria vesca subsp. vesca, 2117 nucleotides long. RefSeq lists its product as uncharacterized. The coding region runs from base 1 to 1866 and encodes 621 amino acids. The transcript has 3 exons. Gene Ontology annotation, molecular function: oxidoreductase activity. The record is from RefSeq and is a predicted model, not a curated record. Lineage: Eukaryota; Viridiplantae; Streptophyta; Magnoliopsida; Rosales; Rosaceae.
AUGCCACCUCUCACUCCCACAAGGCUCUCCUCCUUCUCCUUCCCUCACACCUCCCCACUCCUCCACCACCUCCUCCCCUCCACCGCCACCAAACCCACCAUGUCAUUCUCUUCCUCCUCUUCCCCUUCCCCUUCUUCACUUCCCAACCAACAAGACCCACAAGACCAAAACCUCUCCCAAGUCCUCAAAUACCACACCUCCACCAAGCACCACUUCACCCGCUACGCCCGAGGUCCUCACGGCCUCGACUGGGCCAACCAACCCAACCCCUUCCGCCGCUACCUCUCUUCCCCUCUCCUCCCUCUCCUCCACCCCACCUCCUCCCCCUCCCCUCUCUACUCCUCCAUCUUCACCUCCCUCCCUCCUCCCCAACCCAUCUCCAUCUCCACCCUCUCCCAACUCCUCUACGAUUCUCUUUCUCUCUCCGCUUGGAAAUCCACGCCAUUCUCCACCUGGUCCCUCCGUGUCAACCCCUCCAGCGGUAACCUCCACCCCACCGAGGCUUACGUCAUCUCCCCGGCUAUUAAUUCCCUCUCUGAUACCGCUUUCGUGGCGCAUUACGCUCCGAAAGAGCAUUCAUUGGAGCUCCGGGCUGAAAUUCCGUCGUGGGUGUUUAGAGAUUUGCUUCCUGAUGACUCGUUUUUAAUUGGGCUGUCGUCGAUUUUUUGGCGGGAGGCGUGGAAGUACGGGGAGCGGGCUUUUCGGUAUUGUAAUCAUGAUGUGGGCCAUGCGAUUGGGGCGGUUGCGGUGGCGGCGGCGGAGUUGGGGUGGGAUGUGAAGAUUCUUGAUGGGUUGGGGUAUGAGGAUUUGGAGAAGGUUUUGGGGGUUGGGAGGGAUUCGCAUUUUGAGAUUCCGGUGAGGGCGGUGAAGGGGAGGUUUCCGGAGAUGGAGUUUGAGCAUCCGGAUUGUGUGAUGUUGGUUUUUCCUAGUGGAAAUGGGAGAGUUGAGGUGGAUUAUGAGAAGUUGAGGUUGGCGGUGAAGGGGUUUGAGGGGUUGGAGUGGAAGGGGGAGAGGAAUGUGCUUAGUAAGGAGCAUAUUUGUUGGGAUUUGAUAUAUAGAACGGCGGAGGCGGUGAAGAAAGAGAGGGAUUUAGGUGAGAAGUUAGUGGUGGAUGAGUUUCGGAGUAGUGGUUGUUGUAGUGAGGGUUCGUAUAAGGGGUUUACGGUUAGGGAAGUUGUUAGGAAGCGGAGGAGUGCUGUGGAUAUGGAUGGGGUUACUGUGAUGGAGAGGGAUACAUUUUAUCAGAUUCUUUUGCAUUGUCUUCCUUCGGGGAGUGGAGGGGAGCAGAAGCGGCAGCUGGCAAUGCCGUUUCGGGCUCUUUCGUGGGAUGCUGAGGUUCAUGCUGUUUUGUUUGUUCAUAGGGUGAAGGGACUGCCGGAGGGUUUGUAUUUCUUGGUGAGAAAUGAGGAUCAUUUUGAUAAGCUCAAGAAAUCUAUGAGGUCUAGCUUUAAGUGGGUGAAACCUGAGGGUUGCCCGGAAGAGCUUCCUCUGUAUGAACUUCAUAGAAUUGACUGUCAGGCUCUUGCUGAAAAGCUCUCCUGCCAUCAGGAAAUUGCCAGUCAUGGCUGCUUUAGCCUUGGCAUGGUGGCUUGUUUUGAGCCUCUAUUGAAAGACAAAAAAGUGUGGAUGUAUCCUCGAUUGUUUUGGGAGACUGGAGUUCUCGGUCAAGUGUUGUACCUUGAAGCACAUGCAAUUGGCAUUUCUGCAACAGGAAUUGGUUGCUAUUUUGAUGAUCCUGUGCAUGAAUUGCUCGGCUUGCAAGGAUCAAACUUCCAGAGUUUAUAUCAUUUCACAGUGGGUGGCCCGGUCAUCGACAAACGGAUUAUGAGUCUACCUGCAUAUCCUGGCCCUAAUGUUGAUGCUUGAAACAAGGUUUUAGUUAGGCGUAGAUAACCACACUGCUUUUAUUGUUGUGGACUCAUGGUUGUACAUUUAUACUAGAAACCAGCAGGGAGUAGUUUUUCUCUGGUUGACGAGUGCAGUCAAGUGCUUAUGUACCUUGUAAUAGUUGGAAACUGCUGAGCACCUAAUUCUUCAUUCCAUUGAAUGGCUUAGCCGCAUGCUUCUUUUGAUGUCAAGCAUUAUAAAUGUUUCCACUCUAAACGGUCUGCGAUUAU